AUGCAUGUCGGACACAUGGUGCCCUUUAUGGCGCUGAGUUGGAUGUACAUCCACGGAUACUCCGCUACCUUCCUACUGGGUGGCGCCACUGCCAGGAUUGGUGAUCCCGAGGGCCGCCUCACAGCGCGGCAGGAAGUCUCGAGAACAACGCGCAACGCCAAUGUCGCACUGAUGCACACUCAGCUCACGCGCUUUGGCGAGCUAAUGGAGCGUUAUGCGGAGCGGAAGGGUUAUAAACGCGAGUGGUCCUGGCGUAGGGCCAUGCUCAACAAUGCCACUUGGCACCAAAAGUUGUCGUGGAGUGACCUGUUGCGCGAUAUGGGACAAUACGUGCGACUCGGACCGAUGCUGGGCAGGGAUAGCGUCAAGAACCGGAUGGAGCAUGGCGAUGGGAUGAGCUUUGCCGAGUUUUCGUACCCUUUGAUUCAGGCGUGGGACUGGUGGCACAUGUUUAAAACGGGCGUGCAGGUGCAGAUUGGUGGAGCGGACCAAUUUGGGAACAUCUUGCAGGGUGCGGAGGCGGUGAAGGCGACGGCGAAGAACAACGUGGAGUGGCUUCAAAAGAUGGAUAUGGAGCUGAAGAGUGUGCAGGAAAGAGCAAAGGUCGAAGUCAGCGAAGAACCCAUGGGCUUUACGGUACCACUGUUGACAACCGCGAACGGUGAGAAAUUUGGGAAGAGCGCAGGCAACGCGGUGUGGCUGGAUGCUGGCAUGACGAGCGUUUUUGAGCUCUAUGCGUUCUGGCUCAAGACUGCCGAUGCGGAUGUGGAGAAGUACCUCAAGCUCUUUACAUUCUUGCCGCUCGAAGAAAUCGGCACCAUCAUGUCGGAGCAUGUUAAGGACGAGUCGAAACGUCAUGCUCAGCACACCCUGGCCUUCGAGUUCACCACCCUCGUUCACGGCGUGGACGCUGCAAACGAAGCGUCUUUGCAGCAUCACCAGCUCUUCAAGAAAGACAAGACGCUCAGUGAGAUCCUUGAGCUGACCAAAAAGCAAUCGGAGGGGCAACAGGCACCGGAUGGACAUCCAAGCACCACCAAGAACGCCAAGCCGCAAGGUCUCGAAAAGUACAGCACCGUGCAGGCCGAGCUGCCGCGGAGCGUUGUGAUGGAGAAGCCGCUCUCGCACGUGCUAUGGUCGGCUGAACUGGCAGCAUCCAAGAGCGAGGCGCAACGACUGAUCAACAACAAGGGCGCGUACAUUGGUGCCGGCUCCACUGGAACCAGUCCCAUGGGUGACUCGCUCACGUAUUCGGCCAUUUUAGAUCCAGGCUGGAACUGGUGGAAAAAAUUCAUUAUUGACGACAACCUCCUCGUCUUGCGUACGGGCAAAUGGCGGGUCAAGAUCAUCAACAUUGUGUCAGACGAGGACUUCAAAGCCAAGGGCCUCAGUUGUCCCGGGUUUGGCCAGGAGGAUAGCCUUGGCGAUGGCACAGACGGCUUGAGAGACGCAGACGGCGUGUCUAACGAGAGCAAAAGACGACCAGGCAGGGAUAAGGGCUCCAGAAGUCCGUAUGCGGUCGAUUCAAGGUUUCAAAGAGGAUGGCAGGAUGGGAGUAGGGCACGCCAUUGA
Messenger RNA from Cyphellophora europaea CBS 101466, 1572 nucleotides. Its product is annotated as tyrosine-tRNA ligase. NCBI's taxonomy places the organism in Eukaryota, Fungi, Ascomycota, Eurotiomycetes, Chaetothyriales, Cyphellophoraceae. The coding region runs from base 1 to 1572 and encodes 523 amino acids. Gene Ontology annotation, biological process: tyrosyl-tRNA aminoacylation. Gene Ontology annotation, molecular function: RNA binding; tyrosine-tRNA ligase activity; ATP binding. The record is from RefSeq and is a predicted model, not a curated record. The transcript is spliced from 2 exons. Gene Ontology annotation, cellular component: cytosol; mitochondrion.